UCUGCUCCGAAAGGCCAUAAACUAUAACGAUAAGCCGGUUUACUGCGGCUGUCAAAAUUCCAUCAUGGAAAUGAUUAACACAUUUAUGGAAUAUAUUUAUGCGUAUCCGUGUACAUUUAUAGUUUUAUUAUCUUUAAUAGGAUAUAUUCUUUACUAUUUCUUAUAUGUUGUCAAGAAACCUCAGCUAGCAUGUUCUGAUAAAAAAUUCCACAAGUUUUUAACAGACAAAGUUCCUAUAGUGCAUGAGAAGUUUUGGCCAACAAUAUGGUGUUUAGAAAGUCGUGCUAUGACUAUCAUUAGGUCAUUUAUAGAAAAGGCGCCUACAGUUCACUAUGAUUCUGAGAUGCUAAGUAUGCCAGAUGGUGGUCAGGUUCGGUUGGACUGGGCUUAUAAUAAUGAAAGUACAAUACAUCCAGAUCCGGAGUCGAGACCAACUGUGGUGCUUUUACCUGGACUUACAGGUACCAGUCAAGAGACCUAUGUUCUAAAUUUUGUCACUGAAGCUACCCAGUUGGGAUAUAGAGUUGUGGUCUUCAAUAACAGAGGGAAUGGAUCUAAACUACUUACUGCUAGAACAUAUUGUGCAUGUAACAGUGAGGAUCUAGGUCAUGUUGUGUCACAUGUCAGACAAAGAUUUCCUGAUGCACCACUGGUUGGGACAGGGAUAUCCCUAGGAGGGAUGAUCUUGUUUAAUUAUCUGGCAAAGUCUGGCAAGGAUUGCGGGAUGCUGGCUGGCAUGUGUGUAUCUAUGGCAUGGAAUGUGUUUGAAUCUGUAACAUCACUGGAGAAACCUGGAUUAAAUAAACAUGUUCUCAAUAGAAUACUAGCAAAAGGACUGGUGGAUAAUUUCCAACAAUACAUGCAUUUAUUUGAGCAACACAUUGAUGACUGUGAUCAUGUGUUAAAAAGCACAACGAUAAGAGAGUUUGAUGAUAGGUUCACAGCGCCAAUGUUUGGUUACUCUACAUGGCAGGAAUAUUAUAAGGAUGCCUGUAUACAUGACAAGGUUCAUCAUCUCGAGGUACCAGUACUAUGUUUGAAUGCUGAAGAUGAUCCAUUUUCACCUAAACAUGCAAUUCCAGUAAACGAGGCAGAAAUCAAUGACAACAUUGCGCUUUUAGUAACAUCUCAUGGCGGCCAUAUUGGAUUUCUGGAGGGAAUGUUUCCAAGGAAACCAGGCUACAUGUAUCGCAUAUUCUCACAGUAUAUUGAUGGUGUAUUUAAACAUGGUCCAAAAUCUCAUGAUCACCAAGAAUGAGCGGAGAUAAAUGGGUCAGGAAGUCUCACGAAGUAUUGACUAUAGAUAGAAACAUUUACCUAGUCAUACACAGUGUUACACUGGCUCAUUGUUUUUCUACAUAGUUUUUAUUAAAAUAUUUACAAGAAGCACUUCACACUGAGGUACUCACAGUACAGUACUACAGUAAAGUUGUAGGAUCAAAAUCAUUUUUUUUUUAAACACUUUUUUAUAGCAUACAAACAUUUCACUGACUGUUUUAUACAGCUUUUAUACAUGUAUACCUUAUAACUUUGUUCGCUCGAACUCAGAUCACUUGAAUACCUUCCUUCGCUCGAACUCAUUGUUUGGUCCUGUCAAAAUCCCUAUGCAAUAUAUAUUGUUUAAUCAUGGAAAUUGAUUGAACACAGGUUGCUCUAACUCUCGAACCUGAUCUCUAGUCCCUUAAACAAAAAAAAACAACAAAAGUUGCAGGAUGACAAGUUUUCAAUUGGUGACAGUAGACUUCAUAUGUUUCUAACACAGUCAUUAUGAUAAUGUCAAUUAAUUGAUACUAAACCAAAGGUGUUAUUUACCUACAAAUUUGUUUAUUAUGAUAAUAUAUACAAAUAUAUGGAGUUUUCAAAUAAUUUUUAUAGUCUACUUUGUAUUAAAAUCAUUGCCUUAAAUAUCAUUAUACAAAUAGACACCUCAAAGAAGUGUGCAGACCUAUUUUAAAUCAGAUCAUUAUAACCUUGAUAACCUUCGUGGAAAUGUCCUUGUUAAAAAACAAACUUCAAACUGCAAUUUGUAUGGGCCCUCCGAGUUUGAGGGAACGGUGUAUGACUGUAAUUUUGUUAAUAAUAACAUAUUAUUAUUAAUCCUGUUCAAUACAUACUGUGUUAAAACUAUGCUCGUUCAAUAUCACUAUAUAUUGACUGAAUAAUGUAAAUGUAAGUUUCAGUUAAAGUAGUUAGUGCAUUUGGAAAAUCUUAACUUAUACUUUUACUAGUUAAACAGUAGUUGAUUGUUUGUUAGGGAACAAUAUUUUGUAAUCAAAUUUUGUAAUUAAUUUUUUAUUUAAUUGUUUAUAUACCGUAAGUCUUUUACUUUAAUUUAUUUUUUGCCAGACGUGAACAUUAGAAUAUGAAGAAAAAAACGUGAAAAUUUUAAUGGUGUAUAUUUUUCUAGUUAUGGCUCUAUACUUUUUAGAUUUGUGUUCUAUUUUCAAAUGUCAGCGAUUUAAGAAGUAGUUGAGCUAUGAUGACAUUAUUCCACAAUUUUGUUACAUAGAUUUUAUUUUACAUUUCAAGUACAGUUGACUCUCAAUAAGUCAAAAUCGCUUUACUUGAAAUUCCGCCUUAGUCGAAUAAUUUCUAAAGUCCCAUCAAAUUUCCUUCUUUAUCUUUGUAUUUUAACUCCGCUUAGGUCAAAUUUUGACUUACCGAGACUCCUGUUUAGUCGAAAAGAAAAUUUGGUCCCGUCAAUUAAAGUACAACAUAUGUUCAUCUCAAUUAGUCGAAGUGUGAAAACAGCCGACUGAUCAAAGGUCGGCGACAUCAAGGUGAGAUGUUGUCACUCGUGAUUUACACGUUUCAUAGUAAUUUUUAAUUGCCGGUCAUCAUGUAUUAUUAACACGUCGUAAAAGUGGCUUUAAUCCGUUUCAGGACUUAAUUGGUUUUAACAGUUAGAUAACUAAAUUAAAAUUUAAUUACAUUGCUUUAAGAAAGUUGACUCGUGCCAGUCUGACGGGUGGUUACUUAGUCAAAUAACAGCCUAGGUAUUGAUGUGUGUUAUCAACGUAAAUAACAUUUGUAUAAUUAAUGUUCCGUCAUAUUGCAUACAUUAAUUUGUACUUCCGGUUCACGAUAGUUGCUAAUUUCAAUUUCGUCCGAUAAUCAAUUAAAUCAAAUAUAAUUGUGGGUUUAUGUUUCACUAUUAAUAUACAUUGUACAUGUAUUAAAUUUUGAAUGAUAUAUUUUUGUUCAUCUAUAAUUUGUAGUUGUAAGUUAUUUACCGUCAUUUCAAUGGUCAAAUAUUGCAGCAUUGCCGCUAACAACAAUAACAACCUACUUCUUUACACAUUCAAUCAGGCACAUGUAUAUACAUGUACGAAUGUCAACGUAAUGGCGGUAGUUCCACAUUACUCGAAUUCCGUUUCUCUCGAAGUAAAAUGCCCAGUCCCUUGGAUUUCGAGUUACCGAGAGUCAACUGUAUAUAAUCAUUUUCUUUAUGUAAAAAAAAAAUAUUGUUAUUUGAUAUUGUUUAAAGUUUCUUGCCUUUUGAUGAUUAAACAAAUUUUUAAAAAUAUCAAAUUCAAAAACGA
Molecule: messenger RNA, 3542 nt
Organism: Ruditapes philippinarum (Manila clam)
Lineage: Eukaryota; Metazoa; Mollusca; Bivalvia; Venerida; Veneridae
Product: phospholipase ABHD3-like
Exons: 10
Coding region: 65-1258 (397 amino acids)
Biological process (GO): medium-chain fatty acid catabolic process; medium-chain fatty acid biosynthetic process
Molecular function (GO): acetylesterase activity; monoacylglycerol lipase activity
Source: RefSeq, a predicted model, not a curated record